This is a messenger RNA of Suillus paluster, 1500 nucleotides long. RefSeq lists its product as uncharacterized. Bases 399 to 1244 code for a protein of 281 amino acids. The record is from RefSeq and is a predicted model, not a curated record. Lineage: Eukaryota; Fungi; Basidiomycota; Agaricomycetes; Boletales; Suillaceae. The transcript has 6 exons.
CAUGGGGGCAGGGCGUUUUGUGCUAAUACAGAAUCAGAACAACUGUCACUUCUUCAAGUUGAAGGCUUCUUGAAUCUAUCAUUUGGAAUCUAGACUGCCGCCCAGGGUGAACCUGCACAGUGCCCAUGCACUGAGUUGUAAACUUGCAGUCUCAUCACGUCCUUCUGAAUGUAAUCCAUAUGAUUAUCACGAUCGCUCAAAUUUGCAACACAGAGGUGCCGUGAGUUCCGAAUCUUCGAGGUGAGGUAUUCUGAGUCCUCGUAUAUGCCUCAUGGCACACAUAGCCAUAUGCCCAUUGCCCACUGGACCUGUGCUCGGGCGCUCGCAGAAUUCACCCACUCCGGCGAUGGUUAUAAGCCGUGCUGGACGCUCCCCAGCUGUCUCAAUCACCUUCCUCCAUGAAUCCUUUAAACUUAAGACGGAAAUUCAAUCGCUUCCGAACUCUCUUUACAGGAAGAGGCCGUGGUCAUAGGCCUGUGCUGGACACUCCUUCACCUUCCUCCAGCGCUCCUUCACCUUCCUCCGUGGAUCCUUCAUCAAGAGACAUCCAGAGCGCUGCUUCACCUCCCUCCAUGGAUCCCUCAACGAUAAAAGAGAAAUGUGGACGCUUCCGAAUCCUCAUAAUAGGAAGGGCAAAUGCAGGAAAGACCACCAUACUCCAGAGGGUUUGUAACACACGGGAGAACCCAGAAAUAUAUAAUAGCGCUGGGGAAAAGGUGGGCAUAAUGAUACUCGUACGCGGAGAGCACGAUAUCGAGAAUGAAAUGGUAUUUCGAAGCAACCCAAGAUUCGUCUUUCACGAUUCGCGCGGCUUUGAAGCCGGUGGGCAAUCCGAAUUCAACACGGUGAAGGCAUUUAUCGCAGACCGUUCCAAGAGAACUAGUUUGAAGGAUCGACUCCAUGUCAUCUGGUACUGCAUACCGAUGAAUGAGGCAUGCCGGUCUUUCACUGAAGGGGAAAUCAAAUUUUUCUCUCACUGUGACACCGGAAGCAUUCCGGUGAUAGUAUUGUUUACCAAAUUUGAUGCCCUCCACACCAUCGAAUUCGCCCAGCUGAAAAGGGAUGGAGCAUCCAGGAAAGAUGCUAAGGAACUAGCCCCGAAGCGGGCUGAAGAGUCAUUUGCGAACGGCUCGCAAUUGAAGUUUCUAUACAACCCCAACGACAUUGGACGGCCUCCAAAAUGCCAUGUAUGCCUCCCGAGUAAGCCGCUUAAUUAUCGAUUUAUGAUUUAUGAUGAUUCGUGAUCUACACGCGACAUCAGACAUGGACAAGGAUGACGCAGACUGCGGACCGCUCCUCGAACGGACGGCUGAAACUCUAGACAAUACAGUGCUUCAGCAGUUGUUCGUCUCAACUCAGCAGACCAACUUGGAGCUCUGCAUGAAAUAUGCAGUCGAAGCAACACUCGCGGAAUUUGUCGAAUCUGCUCAAACAAACCGAUCUCGCAUUUCUGCGGGUCAUGUAAAUGAAAUAAGGAAGUUGUGUGCCUGGUUUCCACAC